Bombus huntii is the source of this 4023-nucleotide messenger RNA. RefSeq names its product aryl hydrocarbon receptor nuclear translocator homolog (gene tgo). The record is from RefSeq and is a predicted model, not a curated record. NCBI's taxonomy places the organism in Eukaryota, Metazoa, Arthropoda, Insecta, Hymenoptera, Apidae. Gene Ontology annotation, molecular function: DNA-binding transcription factor activity, RNA polymerase II-specific; protein dimerization activity; RNA polymerase II cis-regulatory region sequence-specific DNA binding. Gene Ontology annotation, cellular component: nucleus; cytoplasm; aryl hydrocarbon receptor complex. The coding region runs from base 285 to 2471 and encodes 728 amino acids. The transcript is spliced from 12 exons. Gene Ontology annotation, biological process: regulation of transcription by RNA polymerase II.
UGCUUAAGAUGAAUACUUAAUAUUCAUUAUACGAAUUAAACGAACUAAAUAAUUCUGAUACUUUAAUAUAAUAAUAAUACAACUCUGAAAACUUAAAAUAGUGGCAAGUUAAACCAAUUUUUAUCAUCGUUUUAUGUGGAUAUCUAAUACGGAGGAUGAAUAUUUAAUACUCUUUAUAUGAACUAAAUGAAGUAACAUUUUCUGGGAGGUGUUCGGUACGAGUUUUCAGUGUUGAUUACAGUGGCAAAAAGGCCGACAAAAUAGAGUACCCUGGUGGUAGCGGUAUGUAUGGGGGCGGGACGGGUGGUGGCGGGUAUGGGGUAGGUUUGGGCCCAGGAGCGGGUCCAUCGCAUUACAUACCCUCCGCCACGUCCGUCGGCUACCAAUUGCCGCCCCCGCCGCCUCCGCCGGCGUGUCCCAGCGCCGGAGGUCAGCUGCUCUCUUACGGGCCUAACCUGUCGCCCCAUCAUAUGCAACAGACCCAUGGGGACGCGCAACAGUCGAAAAGAAGGAGAUCCGACGAGGAUGAUCCUAGCGGAUGUAAAUAUAGAAGGCUGGAGAACGAGAAUGUACAGGACAAAGAAAGAUUUGCGAGUAGGGAGAAUCAUUGCGAAAUUGAACGGCGGCGGCGGAACAAGAUGACCGCCUAUAUUACCGAAUUGUCCGACAUGGUGCCGACGUGUUCAGCCCUCGCCAGGAAACCGGACAAAUUGACCAUACUCAGGAUGGCGGUCGCCCACAUGAGAAAUCUCAGAGGAAACACCAGCUCAGAUGGUGCGUACAAGCCUUCGUUUUUAACCGAUCAAGAGCUGAAGCACCUGAUUCUGGAGGCGGCGGAUGGCUUCCUCUUCGUCGUGAACUGCACCAGCGGCAUGAUCAUCUACGUAUCCGAUUCCGUGGCGCCUGUUUUGAAUUACACUCAAAACGAUUGGUACGGCACCAGCCUCUAUUCACAGGUCCAUCCGGACGAUACAGAAAAAGUGAAGGAACAACUGAGCGGUGCCGAACCGGAAAACGGAGGCAGGGUACUUGACUUGAAAACAGGAACAGUGAAAAAAGAGGGACAAUCAUCGAUGAGACUGUGCAUGGGCUCGAGGAGAGGGUUUAUCUGUCGCAUGAAAGUUGGGAACAUGCAGACGACUGGCGACAUGGCUGCCGCCCAUGGUCUCCACCACGUGAAGCAGAGGAACUCUCUCGGUCCUCCAGCUCGCGAUGGUCAAAAUUACGCCGUAGUUCAUUGUACAGGGUACAUCAAAAGCUGGCCCCCAAACGGUGAUUUUGUUCCCCCAUGUGUACCAGGUAUGGGACUAGCUGACAGAGAGGCUGUUCAAGUCGGACAUGAUGGGGUGGUUGCAGAUGAGAACGUUAGCACUCACUGCUGCCUGGUUGCCAUUGGGCGAUUACAGGUCACCAGCACACCGAAUAGUAGCGAUUUAGCGGGUUCGAACAGCAAUAACGAAUUUAUUUCACGCCAUUCAGCAGAAGGUAAAUUUACCUUCGUGGACCAAAGAGUCGGUGGAAUUCUAGGGUAUACGCCGUCCGAGCUCUUAGGUCAUCCGUGCUACGAAUUCUUUCAUCCAGAAGAUUUGACGCAUAUGCGAGAAAGUUUUGAGCAAGUAUUGAAGCUGAAAGGACAAGUGGUGUCUGUAAUGUACAGAUUUCGAGCCAAAAAUCGUGACUGGGUGUGGUUAAGGACGUCUGCAUUUGCAUUUUUAAACCCGUACAAUGACGACGUUGAAUACAUUGUCUGCACGAAUACACAUGCCAAGUCGUUCCAUCCUGGUAGUGAUGGUCAGACAGAAAAUGAAGCUGUACCUGCUUAUGGACAACCUGGCCUAGAUUAUUCCCUGCAGAGACAUCCUACAAGGGAUCCCCUCUAUUCUGGGCAUCAUAUGAUGCAGCAUCCAGCAGCUGUUGCUACAGCUGGUCCUCAACAACCUAGGCCGUCCAGUACACAAAAUGUUUAUCAGGGAUAUGAAACGACACAGUCGCCCAUAGCUUAUGGUUCACCUGGUCAACAAAGCGCAUCUUCUUCUGUUUUAAGUAGAAUUCAGAAACCAGCUAACACAUCACCAACCCCUGUGCAACAAGCUUGGGCUAUUGGAAGACAGCAACCUGUAACAGAAGGAUACCAAUACAAUCAGUUAAGCCCUUCGAGGUCACCAAAUGGACCAACAUAUACUCAGUUAAGUAGCGGUGCUAGGACACCAGCUACACAAUAUCAUGCAGUCACAACUGUACCUAACAACCCCGGUAUGUGGGGAUGGCAGAGUCAGCAACAUCAAGCACCUCAACAAGAUGGCGGACAAUCAAAUCCUCAAGUGGCCGGACAAGCACAACAGCCUCAUCCUUCCCAAGGUGGACCUGGCACACAACCUCAGGAACUGUCAGACAUGUUACAAAUGCUCCAAGACCAGGGUGGGGCGUCCGGUUUCGAGGAAUUAAAUAUGUUCAAUACUAAUUUCGAGUAGCGACAAGAAAACAAUAUAGCCGAUAAACAUCUACCUUAAGGAAGCUUUAAGGUUCGAAUUUCAUUGGUAGAGUCCCGGGAUCGCUCGAAGUAUCGUAAAUCACACUUUUACUCGAGCAAUUAAUUACGAUAUGAGAAUUCGCCAGUCAGCACCUCACGCGCAAAACUUUAAACGAAUUAACUAACUUCACAAUAAGUUUAUCUGAAUUUUAUAAACUGAUUUGUUAACGCAUCUGUUUUACGAGAAGUUUUUAUUUUAUUGAUUAACAGUACAAUUUUAACGAUCGUACGACAGCGCAAUAAAUUAUUCGAAAUUCGUGAAUAUCGUUUUGCAAAAGUGCCAUGAAAUGUCAUAUUGGGAAAAUAUAAUAUGGAAAGUGGGGACUUAUAAUAUGCACAGAUGGAUCAGUUGAUGAGAUACAGGUUUUAGCGUUUGAUAUGACAAAUAACACAGAGGGAUUUUCUGAAAGGAAAUUAUAAUUUAUAUUUUUAAGUCUUCUUUUUUCGUUUGCUUGUUACAACUGAAAUGUAAGUUAGGUUGUAUUUAAUGAAUUAUCGUGAGAUAAUUUUCUUGCUAUUUCUUUCUAUAAAUCUGAUUUUGCGAUACUAGAGGAAGUAAGUUUAACGAAAGCAGCGUAAAUUUAAGACAGAAUUACUGACUCUCCUUGUUAAAAAAAAAACACAAUUAUAGUAAGGUAAACUAUAUUUAAAUUGUACAUGAAGUUUCAAGAACGAUAAAGUAAUAGGGUGGCCUAGAGUUUCAUCGAGCUAUUAUUAGAUGGAUGUAUCUGUAUAAAGUUUUGGAUUAGAAGAAAACAAAAAUGCGUGCAAGAUUUGUAAUUGUUCGAGAAAAAGUAAUGUUUCAUUAAGAUUGGUUGUGUAUCGGACUGCAUGUAUUUUGUACGAUUAUUAUCACUUUACAUUUUUAUAGGAUUUUAACGCCUCAUCUGUGCUUAUUAAUAAGUAGUAGAAAGUAAUUUCUCUCCUUUUUUACGUGGUAGUGAUUUUAUUUCGAAUAAGAAGCUGGCGCACUUCAAUAAACGUUCAGAGGGGUGCAUUCUAAACGAUAAGAGAAAAAACAAAAAAUAAAACAAAGUAUUUUUAAAAAACUUCUCAAUCAAACUUACACAAAUCACGGUAAUUUUAAUACCAGCUUAUCGUUAGAUUUCUAAGAUUAGCUUAAUUAUUUUAAUUUAGACCUUUGUAAUUAUAAAUAGUGCAAUCGUCAAAAUCGACGUGGAAUGGAAAGAAAAGCAUCGUUUGAACUGGACAACAACAAUGAUGUACAAAAAAAAAUUAUAUGUAAUCCACUUUGCUUCUCUGUGCAAAACAAGAAAAAAGCAAAAACACCAUUUUUAGAUAUUUCUAAAGAAAAAUAUAGAUAAUGUUACGCAUACGAAAACAUAAUUGCAUUUAUAAGUAACCAUGUGUGAUUUAGUGCAUUGUAGGUGUACAUGUCUAGCAAAUUCUUAAGUAGAUCGAAGGAACAGUUGCAGCAUAUCAUGAUGAAUUGGGAACAUUUGUCACUAAUAUAUAUAAAAAUUUACAUUACA